ACUUCGAAUCAGUUUUGGUUCGACUUAACAUUUACUUUAUUUACAAACAUGGCGGGGAAAUUGUUUACCGUUGAAACUUGUUCAAAGUAGAAAUGUUAAGAAAUGGACGCAAGAAAUCCAAAUACUCCGAAUGCAAUACACGCAAAGUCGUCUUCUCACAGGAAAACGGUUACACAGGAUGUGCAAAACCCAGAUUUUUCAGAAAAAUCGCCAUCAAAGGCAGAAAUAUUAAAAGAUUUGAGCGAGCAUUUGGCCGUUCAUGCGGAGCGGAUGCGGUUACUUAAUCGCGCUGAAGAAGGAUUAAUUAGUGAUAGCUUCAGUCCGUAUUCAGGUCGGCAAUCUAGUCCAGGGGACAAAAAAGAUGGGUCUUUCAAAAACAUUGAUGAACAUGAAGUUACUACCUCCAAAAUCCCAGUGCCAGUUGCAAGACAAACAAGAAAGGAGAAAGAAAAGAAAAAUCCUACAGCCGUGAUACCGAGACCUGAACUAAUGAAAACAACGACUCUAGAGCUUCAUCCAACGGAGAAGGUGUCCAUGGUCAAACAGAAAGUGGUUAAACAGCAGACCAGAAAAGGGGUUUCUAAGGGGAAGAAAAGCGGUGUGCAAAUAAAAAACUACAAAGCAGACUAUACAUGGAACCGAGGAGGGAGGUUAAAGGAACUGAGAAUAAGGCAUUUGGCAAGAAAGUUUUCUCUCCUCUGGAAGAAUAGAGUGUUUGGAAGAGUAUUGCCAUCUGUUGCAAGGCAUCAUUAUGAGAUCCAGCUAAUGAAACGAGUAUAUCGAGAAUGGCACGGAAUGUGGUGGGAAAUCAGGAAAGAAUGGCGACUGAUGGUCAGAGCAGAGUGCCAUCACAGGUAUGUAGUGUGGAGUAAAGUAUUUGAAGCUUGGAGAUUGUACGUCCUUUACCAGAAAGCCACAGCUGAGAAAAUGGAACUGGCCACAGCUAUUAGUAACAAGGCUAUCCUGACAAUGGCACUUCAGCACUGGAAAGAAUUUGUGAAUCUUCAGAGAGAGAGGAAGAAAGUCAUUGCUAAAGCAGUUGGUCAAUAUGAGCAAGUGUUAAUCAGGUUCGUGUGGAUGAAAUGGAAAGAUCAAUACAGACUUAAGGUGGAAAGACGCGAGAUGGAAGUUGUAGCACUGCAGUUUUGGGCGUACAGGAUCCAGGCGCAGCACUGGUUAAUUUGGGAGGACAGACUGAAGAGGAAAAGACAGACCUACCACAAACAUGCAAUGUCACUCCGGCAUUAUCAACAGACCGUGAAGAGGAGGUGUUUCCUCGCCUGGACUCAGUACUGGUUACAGAAACGAGACCGACACAGACAGAAAGAUUAUGCAGAUAAAUUCUACGCACAGAGCUUGAAAUACCACACAUUUUAUUCGUGGUUGAAGCAGUAUGAGCUCCACCAAUCUAUCCAGGCUCACCAACACUACAUUGAAGUCCUCUCCUGUAGAUUUCAGAGACGGCGCUAUUUCCAGGCCUGGAGGCAUUAUGUAUUGAUACAAGAAGAAGAGAGGACGAAGACUUAUCAGGCUGUGAAUCAUCACAAAACCAAACUGAUGCUGUUGGGAUAUAAUGCCUUUCGACUGAAUGUGGUCCAGUCCCGGGUGAAACAGAUGAGAAAUGAGUUGGCAGUUCAACAUUAUUACAAAUCACUUUUGGGCAGUCACUGGCAAAUCUGGGUACAGCGAUGUGAGAACAAUGAAGAGAUGCAGCUUAUUCACCUUACAAAGAGAGCACAGACACAUUAUCAGACUGUCCUCAAGAGAAAAUGCUGGGAGGCUCUUGUGCUGUACACAAGAUACAGGGAAGAAAGUAAAGCAAAACAGGUCCAGGCAGAUGCUUUCUUCAUUGUUCACGCUUUGCCGAGGUUUGUCUUCCGUUGGAGAAUAUUUGUGGAAAUGGAGAAAAUCAAAAGAGAAAAUCAGGAGAAAUGCUCUCAGUUCAGGAGAGAGAACUUGCUGGCUCAGUUUUUCUAUCAGUGGUUUAACUCGUAUGAAGAACACAGGGACUUCAGGAUGAAUUGGAGAAUGGCUGUUUUACACAACAAUGACUGCAUGAGGAGGCAGUUUCUGGCCAAGUGGAGGAGCCGGUUACACUCAUGUCAGCAGGAUAGGGACAAACAGGCUCAGGCUAUGCAUCACUACCACUGGUUGUUGUGUCGGAAGCACCUGUUAGCGUGGGCGCAAUACAUCAGGGACCUCAGAAAAAUGGAAACUUUGGAAAGAAAGGCAGUAACACAUCAUUACCAGACCACACUGAGGAAAGGGCUACAAACCUGGAUAGAGUAUGUAGUAGAAAUAAAGCAUGAAAAGUCGCAGUGGGCUGAAGCAACCAGAUUUCAUAAAAUGAAGUUGUGUAAGGCAGUUAUUAAUGCUUGGAAGCAACUUCGAACCCAGGGACAGCAGUUCAGUUCAGUGGCAGAGGAAGGGUAUAGACAAAAGUGUACAGUGUGUAAAAGAUGGGCAUUUCACAGAUGGAGGAACAAUGUGCUGGACAAUUUGAGAGAUAGACAGGAGGAUCAAGCUGCCAUUCUCCAUUAUAAUCGUCAACUUCUGCACAAGGUUGUGAUGACUUGGCACCGGUAUGCUGCCAUCCAUGCCUACAAGAAAUCAGAAACUAGACAAUGGGUAGAGUCCACAAAACAGGCUCUGGACAGAAAUAAGUUGCAGCGAUAUUUCUGGCAAUGGCAGCGUGCAGGAGAGGAGAGAAUUCUACUGAGGUUUAAGUACGAACAAGCUGUCCAUCACUACAACACUCAGAUCCAGCAGAGGGCGCUGACCCAGUGGCAGACCUUUACAGCUGCAGCUGUCAAGAAAAAUUUGCGUGUGAAGCAGUGUGGAUGGUUUAACAACAUCAGAAUACUGACCAAUUUUCUGUCACUAUGGAAAUGGAGAUACCAGUUAAAACAGGAAGAGAACCAGAAAACAGACGUAGCGUUGUGGCACUGGAGUCUUGUCCUGCAGAAAAAGAUUCUGGUUGCUUGGUUUGGUUACGCGGCUGACAGGAAGAGGAAGAAGGCACGAAUCACCCGGGCUCUGGAGAGGCGACAGACACGCCAGAUUCGUCAGGGCAUCUCCCAAUGGGUCAUUGUGGCAACAGACUUGUCUGGCAUGAGAGCCAAAAUUGCAGCUCAACAGCAUGCCAAGGAUGCCUUUACGAAACAUCAGUUAGUUCAGCGUUGUGCAUUACACUGGCGAUACAUCACGAUGAAGAGGAAAUCCCAGAGGGGAGAAGACUCCAACAGACCAAAAAUUGGCUUGGAGCAGUUCCAAAUAAAAAAUAUAGAUUAUGUGCCAAAACUAAAACCCCAAUCCACAGACUUGCCAAAACAGAACAACACCUGUAAAGCAUUUCCAAGUUAUCCACUUGUUUCAACGUCUCCGCAGCGAUCAUCGGAAAAAGAUCAAGACUUUUCCUCUGUCAGACUACCUGGGAGAAGAAAGCCUCGUCAUCCUUCAUUCCUAGAAGAGUCGCUCAAGAGAGCUGGUCUAUUUUCUGAAGAAAGGUCACAUUCUGAUGGUAGUCAUUAUCAGCAGAGUAGUUCCAGUGUUCAUGUAAUGACAGAGGAAAGUAAAAUUCACAAUCCCACGCAUGUUUCACCUAGUCUUCCUGUGUGUGCCCCAGAAUCAGAAGCUGUGUCUCAGUCAGAAACUAUCCAGGUUCCUCAACUGAAUUUACAAGUCAUGACCAGCCAGCCAGAUACACAGGAAAACAUUACACAGGAACAGGAUCACUUGUUGUCUCAAGCUACAGAAAGAGUCCAGCAGUCCGUUCACUUUGGAGAUAUUCAGUCUACAAGGAUGAGAGGACCAGGACAGUUUCAGCUUUUGACUCCAGACCACUUUCUCUCUCAUCCAGAUUAUAUGACUGUGACAUCUCAAAAUGAUAUUUCCCCUUUAAGUACCCCAAGGACAAUUGACUCCACAGUGUUGGCUGUUAGAUCAAUGAUACAGACAAUAGAUAGUACUGCGGACAUUCCAGAGGUUCCCCACAGGGUAAAUGAUGGACAAAACUUGCCUUUGAGUGAACAGAUCAUCAGGAUCAGAAAUCAGUUGAAAGGCUUUGAACAACAGAAAAGAAAGCUGAGGAAGUUACAAAAGCAGCACAAACAACUGUCGUCCUGGAUAGUUGAUGAGGAGGGAACUGUAUCAGAAUUGGAAAUGCAGGAAGUGAAGACAGAGGUUCAAGAAAUGGAGAUGGAAAUCCAGUUGUUAGAGACAGAGAUUGAGAACCGAAAACCCGAGUGUGGACGGUUAGUUGAAGAGGUUAAAACUCUCAUUACACUGAUAACAGAACAGAGCUUAUUGUGAUAACAGAACAGAGCUUAGUGUGAUAACAGAACCUGAAUUUGGAUCGUUAGUGGAAGAGGUCGAAACGCUCAUUACAUUGUGACAGUGUGUUGGAACAGAAUUCUGAUAAUAAAACCAGAAUAUGGAUGGUCAGUUUAGACAGACAAGACUUAGAAUGUAACUUACUGAUCUCUUGCUUAAUGUAUUUGUGUUCAUAAAUCACAAAGGUUAGUUUAUACAUAUAUUAUUCAGGUUAGUUAUAAAGAAGAAAUACUGAUUAUUGUUGUUACAGAAUAACUUAGUCAUAGGCCCAAGUAAGUUUUUUGAUCAACCCCCAAAACUAUCAUGAAAGCUUCUCUGAUUAAGGAAAACUGUUCAAACCAUGACCCAGGAGACAGGGGCGGGCCACAGUUUUAGAUUACAGUAGGCAGGGGCGGGCCACAGUGUUAGAUUACAGGAGGCAGGGGCGGGACACAGUGUUAGAUUACAGGAGGCAGGGGCGGGACACAGUGUUAGAUUACAGGAGGCAGGGGCGGGUCACAAUGUUAGAUUACAGGAGGCAGGGGCGGGCCACAGUUUUAGAUUAAAGAUUAUGUCUCCUCAUGUAGCAUGAAUUCAGUAUGAGGCCAAAUAGGUAUGAAAGUCUUACAUUGGAAAUAGGAAUACUUUAAAAACCUUCUGAAUAUUUAACCACAAUGCUACAAAUAAGGAUUCUUAUGUAGAGUUGAUUCAUGUAUGUUAAAACUAUAUCUCAGGGCUAGAAUUUACAUGAUUGUGUUUAUCAGAAUAUUUAUUAUAGGAUUAUAAAUUAAAAAUAUAGUGCAAAUUUGCACUUUUAUUUUAAGUUUGUGAAUAAAUGUCUGGAGUUUACACAUUGAUAAAUUCUUCAAAAAGAAUGUUUGAUUCUUAUAAUUCCAAUUCAUUCACUGUAUUAACAUGAUUAACAAUUUAAAAACUUUGAAUAAUUUCCCCGCUCUAUGUUCUUUGUUUUCAGGUGCGUAUGAAUACAUCCCUUUUUCGGGUUUAUUCAUGUGUAAACUCUCAUUUAGCAUUAUUUUUGUCCAAACAAAGCAAUUGUUGAAAAUAACGUUGGAAUUAUGAAUACAUGUAGAUUACAAAAUGGCUAAUGAUGUGCAUGACUCCUCAAUCAUGUGUAGUGCAAAUGUUUUCUGUUCAAACUAUGUCUCCUCCACCAUCAGGGACCACUAUUGUUACACUGCACUUAGAAAUUCUAUAAGUAUCUUCUGAAAACCUACAAGGGUAUACAGUUUGGAAAAAGAAGAUCCAGCAUGUCCAUGAAUAUGUUGUAUUGAUGUACAUGUGUGUGAAUUACAACAGUGGGUGUACAAUUACCUGCGUAAGAGAGCCAAAGAUUUCUUAAUCUUUAAAUAGUCAUUCCAGUAAAACCAUUAUAAUCAGUUCAUCAAAGACUGAGACAUGUAGUUGUCCAAAGCUUCUUACUGGAUCAUUAAUUACCAAUGUUCCAAACUGGUGAGUCUCAUUAGAGCCAGUGACUCGGGUAAGCAGUGUCUUGUUAGAGCCAGUGACUCGGGUAAGCAGUGUCUUGUUAGAGCCAGUGACUCGGGUAAGCAGUGUCUUGUUAGAGCCAGUGACUCGGGUAAGCAGUGUCUUGUUAGAGCCAGUGACUCGGGUAAGCAGUGUCUUGUUAGAGCCAGUGACUCGGGUAAGCAGUGUCUUGUUAGAGCCAGUGACUUGGGUAAGCAGUGUCUUGUUAGAGCCAGUGACUCAGGUAAGCAGUGUCUUGUUAGAGUCAGUGACUCGGGUAAGCAGUGUCUCGUAAGAGCCAGUGACUCGGGUAAGCAGUGUGGUCCUGUGGUAUCUUAUCUUGGAUAUGCAAAGAAAACUUUUGCAUUUAAUACUGCUUGAUGAUUUAAUGUAAGAAAAGAAACCACCUGAAAUUGAAAAAAGACAACCUGUACAUUUACCUGUAUACACUGUAUGAAUAAUGCAAAUAAUUUUGUAUUUUAUUCACAUUAAUGAUCAAAGUCUCAUGGGCUUGUAAAACUAUAUCUCUGUAGCUAUCUAUUUCAGUAAAGAUUUAUUGUAGUUUUUUAAUAACUCAUUACAGGAAAAUGUUACUGUAAACCAACUUUUAUUCACAUGCGAGAAAUUUUUAAUUUUUGCAAGAACCUUGUCAUCACAAAUAUUUCUCGCCACAGAACAGUUCUUAUUGUCACCUGUAAUAGUUUAGGAUCAUCUCGGUUGCAAAAAUUUAUCGCCACAAACCAAUUUAUCACUCUGGUCAAUCAAGGAACAAAAUUGUUGCAAAUAAAAGUUAGUUUACAGUAUUAAACUAGUCUCUUGCAUGUAUUAUCAUAUUUGUUCAUAUCAAUGUUUUGCUAUUUAUUUAACGGGGCAUUAUUUCGCUCUAUGUCUUGUACAUGUAGUAUAGAUUAACAAGAUCUGAUUACUGUAGACCUCAAAGUGCCAAAAUAAAAAUAUUUCAUUAUAAUACA
Messenger RNA from Ostrea edulis (European flat oyster), 6767 nucleotides. RefSeq names its product protein SFI1 homolog. NCBI's taxonomy places the organism in Eukaryota, Metazoa, Mollusca, Bivalvia, Ostreida, Ostreidae. Bases 103 to 4311 code for a protein of 1402 amino acids. Gene Ontology annotation, molecular function: phosphatase binding. The record is from RefSeq and is a predicted model, not a curated record. The transcript is spliced from 29 exons.